This is a messenger RNA of Metopolophium dirhodum (rose-grain aphid), 777 nucleotides long. RefSeq names its product chymotrypsinogen A-like. The transcript has 4 exons. Gene Ontology annotation, biological process: proteolysis. NCBI's taxonomy places the organism in Eukaryota, Metazoa, Arthropoda, Insecta, Hemiptera, Aphididae. The record is from RefSeq and is a predicted model, not a curated record. Bases 1 to 777 code for a protein of 258 amino acids. Gene Ontology annotation, molecular function: serine-type endopeptidase activity.
AUGUGGGAUAAAAAUAGAACAAACAAGUAUGAAGCGUGCACAGGAUCAUUAGUAAAAGAAUUGUUCGUAUUGACAGCUGGUAUGUGUUGUACUGGGUACACUGUAUAUGAUAUAGAAGUGUGCCAAGGAUCACCAUUACAAGUUGAAAGCAUUGACUUUCAUAGGGUUGCCAACAUAUACCUACACGAACAUUUUAGUGUCGAAAGAAAUAAUAUUUGUGUGUUAAAACUAGAAAAAAAAUUCCCAGAAAUCAAGACAUUUUUGAAAAUUGGUGGUUCGUCUAAAGAUUUUGCCUUUGGCAAAAAGUUGAAUUGUAGAAUUUUUGGAUUUGGUCUAACUGGAGAUAAAAAAUCAGACGUUGGUACAGGAUACACGAUGACCAAUGAUAUCGUAUAUGGUAGAAAAGCUUGUCGAAAACAUGAUAGUGAUAGGAUAAAAAUAAAUUGGGAACAAUAUUUAUGUCUGGUACCACAAAAUUCUCCCAAUGAUCCAUCAACAUGUCUAGGGGACGGUGGAGGUCCGAUGAUUUGCAACAAUAAGCAAUAUGGAAUAAACAGUUUUAUGUAUUCUAUAAUUCCAGAAAACAAUAUAUCAUGUGGAGCUCUUAACCAGCAGGUGGUUUACAUGUUCGUGGAUGUUCAUAGAAAAUGGUUAAAUAAUAUAAUAGAACCAAAAAAGAAGAAGAAACGGAGUUCUGGGAAUUUGCUUAAGACACGUCAUUACACAUUGUACAUACUUUUAACAUUAGUAUUGUGUAUUAUGUUGACAUUUAUUUAA